Medicago truncatula (barrel medic) is the source of this 4019-nucleotide messenger RNA. RefSeq names its product disease resistance protein RPV1. The record is from RefSeq and is a predicted model, not a curated record. Gene Ontology annotation, molecular function: ADP binding; ATP hydrolysis activity. Gene Ontology annotation, biological process: defense response; signal transduction. The coding region runs from base 265 to 3366 and encodes 1033 amino acids. Lineage: Eukaryota; Viridiplantae; Streptophyta; Magnoliopsida; Fabales; Fabaceae. The transcript has 7 exons.
AAUUUAUUAGUCAACUAUGAUAAAUGUGUAAUCUAAUGAAUGAGGUAAUACUUUUAGAAUUUGACUACAAUGAAAGAAUAGGAGACUAGUGGGUAAAUUGUCAAGUCAACUUGUAGCCAACUAUGCAGCUUGUCUGACUUGUUCAUGGCAGAGCUUUCUUCUCUAAUCUAGACAGAUACUCAUAGGAGAAAAAAGUUGUUAAGAGGAUUCUUCAUUUCAUUCCUAAUUGAUUGGUUUAGACUCUAGUAGUAAUCAUUGAUUAUCAUGUCACAAUCAACACUACCUUCUAUUUCUUCUUUCACAUGUGAUUGGACUUAUGAUGUCUUUCUCAGCUUUAGAGGCAUUGAUACUAGAAACAACUUCACUGGUAAUCUGUACCAUUCUCUACAUCAUCAAAGAGGUAUACAAACUUUUAUGGAUGAUGAAGAAAUUCAAAAAGGAGAAGAAAUCACACCUACUCUUCUUCAAGCCAUUAAACAAUCUAGAAUUUUCAUUGCUAUUUUCUCCCCUAACUAUGCAUCUUCAACGUUUUGUUUGACUGAACUUGUUACCAUCCUUGAGUGCUCAAUGUUACAAGGAAGGUUAUUUUUGCCGGUUUUUUACGAUGUGGAUCCAUCCCAAAUCCGAAACCUAACAGGAACUUAUGCUGAAGCUUUUGCAAAACAUGAGGUGAGGUUUGGAGAUGAGAAGGAUAGCAAGGUGCAGAAAUGGAGGGAUGCUUUGCGUCAAGCUGCAAAUGUCUCUGGAUGGCAUUUCAAACCAGGGUUUGAAUCAGAAUAUAAGAUUAUUGAAAAGAUAGUUGAAGAAGUCUCUGUAAAGAUAAACCGCGUUCCUUUGCAUGUAGCAACCAACCCUAUUGGCUUGGAGUCUCAAAUAUUAGAAGUGACAUCACUCCUUGGACUUGACUCGAAUGAGAGAGUCAGCAUGGUAGGCAUUUAUGGAAUCGGCGGAAUAGGCAAAUCAACAACUGCUCGUGCUGUGCAUAACUUAAUUGCUGAUCAAUUUGAAGGUGUGUGUUUUCUCGAUGACAUAAGAAAGAGGGAAAUUAAUCAUGAUCUUGCACGGCUCCAAGAAGCACUACUUUCUGAUAUAUUGGGGGAGAAGGAUAUUAAAGUAGGAGAUGUUUACAGAGGAAUGUCAAUAAUUAAAAGGAGGCUUCAAAGAAAGAAAGUCCUUUUGAUUCUUGAUAAUGUCGACAAAGUGCAGCAGUUACAGGCAUUUGUAGGACAUGGUUGGUUUGGCUUCGGCAGCAAGGUUAUAGUCACUACAAGGGACAAGCAUUUGCUAGCCACUCAUGGAAUUGUGAAAGUAUAUGAGGUUAAACAACUAAAAAGUGAAAAGGCUCUCGAAUUAUUUAGUUGGCAUGCAUUUAAAAAUAAAAAAAUUGAUCCAUGUUAUGUGGAUAUUGCAAAACGUUUAGUAACUUAUUGUCAUGGUCUUCCCUUGGCUUUGGAGGUGAUAGGUUCUCACUUGUUUGGAAAAAGUUUAGGUGUAUGGAAAUCCUCAUUAGUUAAAUAUAAAGGAGUCCUUCGUAAAGACAUCCAUGAAAUUCUUAAAGUUAGCUAUGAUGAUUUGGAAGAAGAUGAGAAGGGUAUAUUUCUAGACAUAGCGUGCUUCUUCAAUUCUUACGAAAUAAGCUACGUCAAAGAAUUACUAUACUUGCAUGGUUUUCAUGCGGAAGAUGGUAUACAGGUGCUAAUUGACAAAUCUCUCAUGAAAAUUGACAUCAAUGGUUGUGUGAGAAUGCAUGACUUGAUUCAAAGCAUGGGCAGAGAAAUCGUGAGGCAGGAAUCAACGUUGGAGCCUGGAAGACGCAGUAGAUUAUGGUUUAGUGAUGACAUUGUUCAGGUUUUGGAAGAAAACAAGGGAACUGAUACAGUUGAAGUCAUAAUCGCCAACUUGCGCAAAGGUAGAAAGGUGAAAUGGUGUGGAAAAGCCUUUGGGCCGAUGAAGAACUUGAAAAUUCUUAUAGUUCGAAAUGCACAAUUUUCCAAUGGUCCUCAAAUUCUUCCAAAUAGUUUGAAAGUUCUUGAUUGGAGUGGAUAUCCAUCAUCCUCCUUACCAUCUAAGUUUAAUCCCAAGAAUCUUGCAAUACUUAACCUGCCUGAAAGUCACCUUAAAUGGUUCCAAUCACUUAAGGUGUUUGAGAUGUUGAGCUUUCUGGAUUUUGAAGGAUGCAAGUUCCUAACUAAAUUACCUAGCUUAUCUAGAGUACCAUAUUUGGGGGCUUUGUGUCUUGAUUACUGCAUUAAUUUAAUUAGAAUCCAUGAUUCAGUUGGGUUUCUUGGCAGCCUUGUGUUAUUCAGUGCUCAAGGGUGCUCCCGACUAGAAAGUUUGGUUCCCUACAUUAACUUGCCAUCUCUAGAGACUUUAGAUCUUAGAGGUUGCUCGCGUCUUGAUAACUUCCCAGAAGUACUAGGAUUGAUGGAGAAUAUAAAAGAUGUUUAUUUGGAUCAGACUGACCUAUACCAGUUGCCUUUUACAAUUGGAAAUCUUGUUGGUCUCCAACGUUUGUACUUGAGGGGAUGCCAAAGGAUGAUUCAAUUACCAAGCUACAUAUUGCCUAAAGUUGAGAUAAUCACAACUUAUGGUUGUAGAGGAUUUCGAUCAUCUGAAAAUGAAGAAAAAGUGAGUCCAAAAGUGUUCGCAAAUGCCAUGUGUGUUUAUAAUGAAUAUGGGAAGUCCUUCCUUAAUGUGUAUUCUCGUAACAUAAGCUCCAACGAUGUGAUAGAAGUAAGUCAUCCUUGGUGGAGCCAGCAUGGUUAUGAUCUCUCGAAUUUUGAAUUUGACCUAUUUUGUUCGAAACUUGAACUGGGUAAGCUUAAAAGGAGUGAAUCAUCAGUGUGUUUUUGGUUCCGGAAAAAAUUCCCCACGAUAGCUCUAUGGUGUCUUGUAAAACCUGGAAAUCAUCUAAACAACAUGGUGUUGGAUUUCAAGCUGAACGUACUCAUCAAUGGCACUAAGCAACUCACUUCUUCAUGUCAAUACAUAUUUUAUACACAUAAAAAGACUGACCAAUUUCUUUGUUGUGAUCUACAAUGCAAAAUGGAGGGCGUAUUUUCAGAUAAUGAAUGGAACGUUGUGGAGAUUUUAUGUGAGAUGGAACAUCUCAUGCCUGGUGAUUCUAAAAGGACCAUGGCUCACCAAGAAUGGACCACUAAGAAGAUUCUGAAGUGGUCUCUCCUGUAUGUCUACCCAGAAAAUGAAGAGGAAGAUUACAAAUUAUUUGACAACCCUGAUUCUCCUCCACCAACUAAAGAGAUAGUUGCACACAAGCAGAUAUUACAAGAAUAUCUACAAAUCUACAACUCUUCCUUGGCUAUAGGGGAACGGCAAUUGCGGGCUUAUAUUGAUGUGACUUAUUGAUCUAAUGGUAAUAAUAUCCACAAGACAGCUACUACAGACGACAAAAGACUUCAAAGCACUCUGAAGAGAAUGGUAUCCCUGCAAUUGAGGAAGUCAACAUCUUUAAGGAUGACGUGGUUAUUCAGUAUUUAAACCCCAAAGUACAAGCAUCUAUUGCCACCAGCACUUGGGUUGUUAGUGGUUCACCUCAGACAAAGAAGUUGCAGUAUAUCCUCCACAAUAUCAUUCACCAAUUUGGGCCAGAUAACUUGGAAAGUCUGAAGAAGCUAGCUAAGCAAUUUCAGAAGCAGGAGCUGAUGCAACCGCAGCACAAGAGGAUGAUGAUGAUGAUGAUGAUGCUGUACCAGAUCUUGUCCCCGGGGAGACUUUUGAAACUGCUGCUGAGGAGACCAAGGCUUGAAAGUUUUUCUGUGCCAACUUUAUUUUUGGAUGUCAUUUUUUCUCUCCUCUUUCUCUCUCCAAAAUUAUGUAUUUCAGGUGAUUUUUGUUGCUCCUGUUUUAGAUACUUUUAAGUUGUUAAAAACUCUUAAAUCUGCUCUAUGAUCUAACGAAGUGUAUCUAACUGACAGCACCUAAGUUUGUCUGCUGAGUUUGUCUAUUGUAUGUCCACCAUUAUUGGAGGUAGCAAUCAAUUUUGGUAUUUGUAUUCAUAA